AUGAAUGAAGAGAUUUUGUUUCGGUCCAGUAUUUCUGAGAAAGAACUGUAUAUUAUAAUAAUUUGCGGACUUGCCGGAGCAGUUGUAUUACUGACAAUCGUUGUUAUUAUCCUUUCAAUUGUGAUCAAAAAUCAUAAACGACCAAAAUCAUGCGAGGCACAUAGCCAAACAGAAGUGCAGCAGACAAAUCAAAGUUUUACUUACAUGGAGCCAGCAAGAGAGAUGAAACGAUUGCGCUCCCCAAGUUUACAAUCGCCCGUUUUGAGCCGCUCACCAAAUGCAUUUGGCUUCAGAAGCCUUGGAUACUCACAAGAUAUAAAUCUCAAUACCUUUCCAAAGUCAACAUCUCGGCCCAAUAUUUCCACGCAUUUUCAUCAAUUAAAACCGCCAAAAUCAGACAAGAUGCCUAGAAAGAUGAUUUUUACAGAAGAAGAUGUCAAGCAAUUUUCUCCAGACUUAGGCCGAGCACCUCUUUCUGCCAGCUCGCCUCACACUAGAUCUCGUUCUGAACCCGCUAAGGAGAGUUCCCUGCUUUCGACCGCUGAAGUCAAUGAGUUUUUUAACAAAAUGUGA
This is a messenger RNA of Oikopleura dioica, 573 nucleotides long. NCBI's taxonomy places the organism in Eukaryota, Metazoa, Chordata, Appendicularia, Copelata, Oikopleuridae. The record is from the annotation of a GenBank genome assembly.